AUUCCCUUGGUAGAAUAAUGGAUCAACAAAACAGAGAAAUAACAACACGUGGGACAUUAAAGGGCAUGCAUGGCUGACAAAUGGCAACCAACGUUCUGCAAUGGAGAAGCUCAGCAAUAUGGGAAGUGUUGCCAAAAAGAAGCUCAAAAUUUGUAGAGCCAAACUCAACGAGAAGGUGCAGAAAGCGUCGGCAAAGACGGCGGAGGAGAGAAAGAUUGUGGAGGAGAGGAGGAAGGCGGCGGAGGCGGAGACGAAGCGGGAGCUACACGAGGCGAAAGCUCGACAUGCUGCUCAAAAGCUAAGAACUAGGCAGUCACAUGUACUUGGCCACCGUUUACACCAUCAGCCACCGGUGGAGGAGGGCAGCGCCGCCAAUGUUCCGGCUUAUCCUAUAGCUAGCCCGGAGGGCUACUACCCUGGACAUAGAAUUUAACCUUUCUAGAACUUAUUGAUGUAAUUAUUGCAUUAUUGGGUGAUUAAGAAUAUGUACUAUUAUGAGUUACUACGUAUUAUGUUAAAGAUGAUCGGUAUUAUGAGAUC
This is a messenger RNA of Cucurbita maxima (winter squash), 540 nucleotides long. Its product is annotated as late embryogenesis abundant protein 6-like. Lineage: Eukaryota; Viridiplantae; Streptophyta; Magnoliopsida; Cucurbitales; Cucurbitaceae. The record is from RefSeq and is a predicted model, not a curated record. The transcript has 2 exons. Bases 101 to 433 code for a protein of 110 amino acids. Gene Ontology annotation, biological process: embryo development ending in seed dormancy.